This is a messenger RNA of Pteronotus mesoamericanus, 5280 nucleotides long. It is a transcript of the gene DLEC1, whose product is annotated as DLEC1 cilia and flagella associated protein. Gene Ontology annotation, biological process: negative regulation of cell population proliferation. The transcript has 37 exons. Lineage: Eukaryota; Metazoa; Chordata; Mammalia; Chiroptera; Mormoopidae. Gene Ontology annotation, molecular function: tubulin binding. The coding region runs from base 1 to 5262 and encodes 1753 amino acids. Gene Ontology annotation, cellular component: cilium; cytoplasm. The record is from RefSeq and is a predicted model, not a curated record.
AUGGAGACUGGACAAGCCAGGAACCGCCUUUCGACCCAGUCUGGGUCCUACUCGUUCGCCGAGGCAACGUGGACUCCAUCCUCGCCUCUGGCCGAGACCCGCAGCCCCAGCCGGUCCACGCUGUCCUCCCUGGCCUACCCCGAGACUUCCCAUUACGGCUUGAGGAGUCGGCCCCGCCGCUUCUCUCCUCUUGCGCUCCCGCCGCUCUCCGAGCCGCAACUGUUGCGUCUACGCCCCACCUCGCUGCGCACCCAAGACAUCUCGCACUUGCUCACUGGCGUCUUCCGAAAUUUGUACACGACCGAGGUGAUCGGCGAAGACGUGAGCACAAGUUUGAUCAAGGCCCGCGGCAGCGAGGAUGCGCUCCACGAGAAGUUCGUGGACGAGCUGCAGCAGGUUCGGGAGCUCUAUAAGCAGCGGUUGGAUGAGUUUGAAAUGUUGGAGAGACACAUCAUUCAGGCCAGUGCACGGGCCCUUGCGGAGAAAGAGCGGGCCAUGCACCAGGCCAAAGUACAGGACCUUGAGCGCUUCAUCAAGAUGCCCCCAGUGGAGAGUGUCUUCAGGUGGUGCGUGGACAACAAGCUGCUACAGAAACAUCAUCUGAUCUGCCCGGACGAUUACUUCAGUGAUAUGGUGCCAUUUUGCUCUGCACCGAAAGGCAACUUCGUCCCUGGGUAUUUAAAACUGACGUUCAGUUGUGAGCAGCGUUCCAUCCUGCCGAAAGAGCUGACCAGGAAGCUUGAGGCCUCCUGCAGGGAGACGCUCAUGAGGUCUGAAGACGAGUUCGACUGCACUGUGGACAGCCUGACGCAGGACUCAUCUUUAAAGGCCAAAUGCAAAACCAAGGAAACUGCCAAGAAAGCAAGUCCACCAAAGAAUAAAAACUGGACGAGCCAUUUAAGUGUGCCACAGAGACAGCGGGAGCGGCUUCUCCUUGCCAGAAUGGAGAAUCGGAACCACUUCCUGAAAAAUCCUCGGUUUUUCCCACCUGACACUCCACGUGGAGGCAGGUCUCUCAUCUUUCCUCCGAGGAAGCCAGUGCCGGUAGGGGAGUCCCCGCGAGACGGGGUGGAGGAGAGUUGUGUUGAUACUCCAGUGUUCCUCGCUAAGCCACCAGUCGGAUUUUUCACAGAUUAUGAAAUUGGAUCCGCUUAUAAGAUGGUCAUCUCCCUGCAGAACACCACCUCGACCAGCCGCUACCUGCGAGUCCUCCCGCCUUCGACGCCCUACUUCUCUCUGGGAUUGGGAAUGUUCCCAGGAAAAGGUGGGAUGGUGGCUCCUGGAAUGAUCUGCCAGUACAUUGUCCAGUUUUUCCCCGACUGCCUUGGGGAUUUCGAUGACUUUAUUUUAGUGGAGACCCAGUCAGCCCACACGCUCCUGAUCCCGCUGCAGGCCCGGCGGCCGCCCCCGGUGCUGACGUUGCCCCCAGUGUUGGACUGUGGUUACUGCCUUGUCGGGGGAAUGAAGAUAAGCAGAUUCUUCUGCAAAAACGUGGGCUUCAGUGUGGGCAAGUUCUGUGUCAUGCCUAAGAAGAGCUGGCCGCCACCAAGCUUCAGGGCUAUUGCAACCACUGGCUUUGUUGAGCAAUCUCCCUUUGGGAUCAUGCCUUCGGUGUUUAAGCUGGCUCCGGGACAGGCCACCGUGGUGGAGGUCUUGUUUCUCCCCACGAGCCUCGGACAGGCAGAGCAGACCUUCAUUGUCACGUGCGACAACUGCCAGAUAAAGGAGCUGGUGACCUCAGGAAUCGGGCAGCUGAUCGCUUUGGAUUUGGUCUAUAUUUCUGGUGAGAAGAGUCAGCCAGAGCCUGGAGAGCUCACAGACUUAACAGCUCAGCACUUCAUACGCUUUGCGCCUGAAAACCUUCAGUCCACAGCGAGGAGACAGCUGAUUAUUAGGAACGCUACGCACGCGGAGCUGGCCUUCCACUGGCAGAUCGUGAAGCCCAACCUGCAGCCCCUGAUGCCCGGAGAGGCCUACAGCAUGGACAGCAUCCAGUACCACCUCGACAGGGAGACUGCCUUUUCCAUCGCACCCGAGAGGGGAGUCCUUGACCCCCACACGGACCACGAGUUCAUCCUGAGCUUUUCUCCUCACGAGCUGAAGGACUUUCACAGUGUGCUCCAGAUGGUGCUAGAGGAAGUCCCGGAAGCCACGAGUUCAGACCUAGAAAACUCCUUCACCACGGAUGAUGUGAUUGUCCUGGAAAUCGAGGUGAAAGGCUCCGCAGAGCCUUUCCAGGUUCUCUUAGAACCGUACGCCCUCAUCAUCCCGGGGGAGAACUACAUUGGCAUCAGUGUGAAGAAAGACUUUAAGAUGUGGAACAACAGCAAGUCCCGCAUCAGAUACAUGUGGGGGAAGAUCAGCGACUGCCAUAUCAUUGAAGUGGAACCCUGCAUAGGGACCAUAGAGCCCAGCGAGGUUGAGGAUUUUGAGUUGAAGUUUACCGGGGGCGUCCCCGGCCCAACCAGCCAGGACCUGCUGUGUGAAAUCAGAGACUCACCCUCGCCAGUGGUGCUGCACAUCGAGGCAACAUUUAAGGGGCCUGCCCUGGCCAUCGACGCCGCAGCCCUUCAGUUUGGUUUGCUGCGCCUGGGCCAGAAAGCCACCACCUCCAUCCAGAUCCAGAACGCCAGCCCGCUGCCGGCCACGUGGUGCCUGAAGGAGAGCGCCACGUGCCUGGAAGAGAGGCACGAGGCCGUGUCUCCUUUCAACAUUGAGCCCUCCAGCGGCCAGGUCCACCCUCUGGGGGAGUGCAGAGUGGACGUCACCUUGGAGGCACAGCAAUGCCAGUGCCUGCAGACCGUGCUGGUGCUGGAGGUUGUGAACGGGCCCUGGAGCUACCUCCCUGUGUAUGCCGAGGUCCAGGAGCCCUACGUGUACCUUCAGAGCAGCCACGUGAAGGUCAGCAGCCUCUACCUGGGCGUGCCCACCAUGGCAGCUGUCACACUCAUCAACGGCACGCUCCUGCCCACCCGGUUCCACUGGGGCAAGCUCCUGGGGCACCAAGCAAGCUUCUGCAGAGCAAAAGUCUCUCCCAGGCGUGGCACACUGGGGCCCAGUGAGGAGCUGCAGCUCAGUCUGGAGUUGACUACGCACACCCAGGAAGAGCUGACCGAUCUGGCCCUCCCUUGUACUGUGUCAGGCAUGAAGAAGCCACUGGUUCUGGGCAUUUCUGGGAAACCCCAGGGACUGCGAGUGGGCAUCGCCAUCUCUGCGGAGGGCUCUGACGAGAGUGUCCCCAGCGCAGAGCCGGAGCCAGGCCACGAGAAGGAGCUCCGCCUGGACUUCGGCUCGACGGUACCUCUGAGGACCUGUGUGAGCCGCCAGCUCGUCCUGACCAAUCACUCCCCGAUACAGACCUCUUUCACCCUCCAGUUUGAGUACUUCGGGAGCCCUGCAAGCAGCCUGAGACAAAAACCCAGCCUCUCCGACGUGUCUCCUGCCCUGCUGAAGACGGCGCGGAUUCGCCAGCAGUUGGCCAAGAGGGAGCAGCUGGAUUUUAUGGAAAGCAUGUUGUCUCACGGGAAAGGAGCUGCCUUCUUUCCCCACGUUUCCCAGGGUGUGCUGGGGGCCUACCAGCAGCUCCGCAUCGACGUCACAGGCUGCGCGAACAUGUGGGGCGAGUACUGGGAUGAGCUCAUCUGCGCGGUGGGAGACCUGCCGCCCUCGGUCAUCCCGGUGCGCAUGGCAGUGGUGGGCUGCCCCAUCAGCUCUCUGAGGACCAACUACAUCACUGACCAGCCGCAGAAGGAGCCUGUCAUCAGGUUCAGCACGCAGGUCUCUGGAGGAGAUACAGUCACCCGGGUCCUUCGCCUGAAUAACUCCAGCCCCUGCGACAUCCGCCUGGACUGGGAAACCUAUAUUCCAGAAGAAAAGGAGGACCAGCUGGUGGAUCUGCUGGUGUUUUACGGGCCGCCUUUCCCGCUGCGGGACCAAGCCGGAAAUGACCUCCUGUGCCCUGAGAUCCCAGAGAGCGGCAGCCCCUUCUGGACCCCAAGUCUCUCUAACGAAUCUUUGUCCAGCCAUGAAGCUGCCCAGUCUGAUGAGAGCGGCUGCAAGGCCAAUGACAGGGCCCGACAGAUCAUCUCAGUUGUCCUGCAGGGGCACGAGGGAGUGCCCUCCGACCACCUGUACUGCAUCAGCCCCAAGCAGGUGGCCGUGUGCCUGUGCCAGGUGGUCCCUGCAGGGGGCAGCAGCACCAUCUCCGUCUCCUUCACACCCAUGGUCCUUGCCCCCCACGUCCUGCACAAGGUGGAGUGUGUUGGCUAUGCCCUUGGCUUCAUGAGCUUGGACAACGAGGUGGAAAGGGAGCUUCCAGGGAGGAGGUGGCGUCUGCAGGACUUCGCCGUGGGACCCCUGAGGCUGGACCUGCAUGGCUACGUGAGGCCCGCACAGCUCAGCGUCGAGCUGGACUAUGGCGGCGGCACGGAAUUCCGGCUCCAGGCAAGCGACCUCAUCCCGGAGCAGCCCUGUUCUGGGGUACUGAGUGAGCUGGUGACCACCCACCACCUGAAGCUGACCAACACGACGGAAAUCCCACACUACUUCCGGCUCCGCGUUUCCAGGCCCUUCUCUGUUUCUCAAGAUGGAGUUGGCCGCAGUCACAGAGCCCCUGGCCCUGGCUGGGAGCAGGAGCGUGAGGAGGGGGCGGCGGCGGCAGGCAGGCAGCUGGUGCUCCACCCACACGAGAGCAUGCUGGUGGACGUGUCCUUCUCGCUGUCCCUGGAGCUGCUGUCCUACCAGAGGCUCCCAGCUGACCAGAUGCUGCCCGGAGUGGACAUUCAGCAGAGCGCGAGUGGGCAGAAAGAGAUGGUGUUCACCCAGAGCCUUCUCCUGGAGCACGCCAACCACACCAUGCAGGUGGUGCCCCUGCGGGCCACUGUGGCCGUGCCCGAGCUGCAGCUCUCCACCAGCUGGGUGGACUUCGGGACCUGCUUCGUGAACCGGGGGCGGGUCCGGGAGGUCUACCUGAUGAACCUGAGCGGCUCCCGGAGCUACUGGACUGUGCUGAUGGGACAGAAGGAGACAGACAAGGACUCUGUGGCCUUCGGGGUGUCCCCAAGCAGUGGACUCCUGGAGGCACGACCAGCCAACGCGCCCCCAACCUCCAUCGCCCUGCAGGUUCUCUUCACGGCCAGGAGCAAUGAGCUGUACGAGUCCACGCUGGUGGUGGAAGGUGUGCUCGGCGAGAAGGCCUGCGCCCUGCGGCUCCGGGGCCAAGGCUCUUACGAUGAGAGAUUUGUGCCGCCCUACCAGCUCUGAGGCUCUGCCCUUGGACCG